UUAGCUCAUCGUUUCAACUUUUACUGACAUUUUCUGUUUUUCUACAAGUUGCUAAAUUUCUGAAAGAUUUAGUAACUAAUUAGGUCCACAUGGAUUUGCAAAAUGUCAAUCUACAACCACGUGGUCUACAAGGAAUUUUAGGUCCCACCACCUCGCCUCUUCGUCCCCCGAUACAACGCGCGUUGUUCCGUGUCCCUUCCCGUCUCUGUAACGAGCGAUGGAGACAAUAGCACAACCCAAGUCGGGAUGGGAGGGCAAGGUGACGGCCAGAAUCCGCGCCGCGACGCCCGAGCAGGCCUGGUCCCUCCUCAAGGGCUUCUGCAGCCUCCACCGGUGGGUUCCCUCCGUCCGCACCUGCCACAAGCUGGAGGGCGUCGACGGCCAGCCCGGCUGCGUGCGCUACUGCGGCGGACCCCUCAACCGCUCCGACCCCACCCAGCCCACGGGGUGGUCCAAGGAGCGGCUCCUCGCCGUGGACCCCGCCGGCCGCUCCUACACCUACGAGAUCGUGGAGACCAACAAGGGCUUCGCCCGGUACCGCGCCACGUUCGCGGUCGCCCCCGACCCGGGCUGCGCCGCCGAGGGGUGCAGCCUCGUGUGGUCCUUCGCCGCGGACCCGGUGAAAGGAUGGACCCAGCAAGAGUUCGUCGCGUAUCUGGAAAAGCUGGCGCAGGGCGUGGCCGAGAGGGUGGAGGCAGAGAUCGGUCUCGGCGUCGCCUCCGCCGAAGGAUGAUAGCCUUCUUCUGGUAACCAACUACAAGUAAUAUCUGAACAGUUGCUAUCACUGUGUAUUGGGAAAGAGGAAAGGAUCCUUUGAUGGGAGGCCGUGUAGGACUUGAUCGCUGCAACUUCUAUCAGUAAUCUUGCCGUAAAA
Molecule: messenger RNA, 874 nt
Organism: Musa acuminata AAA Group (dessert banana)
Lineage: Eukaryota; Viridiplantae; Streptophyta; Magnoliopsida; Zingiberales; Musaceae
Product: lachrymatory-factor synthase-like
Exons: 1
Coding region: 218-733 (171 amino acids)
Source: RefSeq, a predicted model, not a curated record